AACAAUUCAAGCCCACCAGCAAGCACGCACAAAUACCAGAACCGCCGGAGGCUCUGUUUUUGAUCUCGCCGAUAUCUUUCCUAGCCCGUGGUCAACCUUUGUGGUGGCCCCUCAGCUGUUUCCCCCACGUUUAGAUAUGCGGUGACCGACGCUCUACAAAGCAACCAUUGUUCGCAAUGGACGCCUACCCAGAAGAUUACGUUGUCCACAACACCCCUCUUGUCCUUCUCUCCGGCCUAGAAGCAGACACUACGGAUGAACCCGAAUCAUGCGAUGCCGAUUACCCCUUCUUUGAGAGGGGCGCGAAGAUUUACUCCGAUUUCCCGUCAUUGAGCGGAGCGGCUGCGGAGGAAUUGCGGAGUGUGCUGUUGGAAGAAGAUACAUCGCAGGUUCCGUGGAAUCCUAGAGAAGACAAUCAAACGAGGUCGACCGGAGUUGGAUUCAAAAUAAAAAGUGUUGGACGGACUUAUAGACUUCCACCGCGCAAAGCCGACCCCCCACCUGUAUCCCCCCCGACUAGUCCUACCGACGGACAAGAUGAUGAUGCCCCGCGCUUGUCUUUUGUUCUCCAUUCUCCGAUCUCCCCAUUGACACCAAGCUCUCCCACUUUCCCAGAUGGCCUGGUAACUCCUCUAUGGGUCGAGAAGCACCAGAAACUAGUUCCCGCGGCCGUUAUCAACUUCUUUCCUUUUUCGUUGGACCACAAUAUGAGUUCUCUCCGUGAUAACCAGCUCAAGAUAGAAAUCAAUGGCUUGAAGAAAGAAUGGUCUUCCUCCGGAUACAAGACUCGGUUUUUAGUUGUUCUGCUGUCCGAAGAAGGUGACAUUUUGGAGGAUGCAGAUGACCGACUAGCAAGCAUUCGCAGAGCAACCAAUCUUGAUCCCAGAUCGAUCAUGCUCCUCCCCUCUGACUCAACACGGAGUGAGCUGAAAGGAUUUGCAGGAUCCUUAUUCUCUUUCUUACAACCAUCAGUAGUUGAAUACUACCGAGAUCUAUCCAAGCAUGCAAGGCGAAAGCGAAAUCGAAGCAGCAUUCCUCCGCCUACGGCGCCUCCUACAAGCGGCACAUCCCAAACCCUAUCACUCCAAGGGUGGAAUGUUCGAUAUGAGUUCAAACUGGGGAUAUUCGCUGAAUUCCGACAAGAAAUGGAUGCAGCACUAAGGAAUUACGAAAGUGCCUAUGAGACUCUGUUUGGGCAGGAGGUUUUCGAGAACAUCGCCGGCUGGAAUCCAAGAUUCAAUGAUGCACGUCUUUUGGCCGAUUCUCUCGCCAUGCGAAUAAUUCGCUGCCUGUUUUGGGCGGGACAAACUAUGGCUGCGGUCCGGUCAUGGGUUAACCACCGAAGUCGCUGUCAAGAUAUCCUAAACCGACGCGGUAAAGGAAGUAGAAACUAUGGGUGGGAGGCGUGGGAGUCAAGAUGGUCAAUGGUGAUGGCGCAGCUUAUUCACCGGGCUGAAAUUCCUUUUUUCUGUGCCCCAGACGCGCAUCACUCAAUUUUUAUCCCCCGCGACAGACUAUUGCCCACCGUUGAUGGCAUCUAUCCCUGGGAGCAACUUCACCACGAGGGUUAUUGGCUGUAUCGCUCAGCGAAACACUCCAUACUCCGGCGGAAACUUGCACAGCAGAUUCCGGAUGAAGAUCGAAUGCCUCCCGGACAGUCACCCGCGUCACAGAUAGCAAGCAAAUCUUAUCUGUACGACACAUAUUUGGCCCCGGAGACCCAUGUAGAAGCUCCUCUGGCGGGGAUGACUGGAUUUGAUCACUCGCAUCUAAUCUUGUGUACUCUGAGAGCGGCACUGGCGGAAUUUUCAAAGCGUGAUCAAACGCGGAAGGUCGAGAGUCUGAGCUUAGAGAUAGCAGAAGAAUACAUCCGUAUUGGCUCAUGGUCUGACGGUCUUGAGACACUGCGUCCGCUGUGGUCAGCUCUCAGCUGGCGGCGUUCUGGCUGGUGGCCGCUCAUGGAAAAAUUUGCACGGGCUCUAAGAGAGUGUGCCGUGAAGGCGCAGGAUAGUGAGACUAUUCUCCGUGUGGACUGGGAAUUACUCAACAAGGCUUUCCCCGCACGGCCUGACGGGUAUUACGAUAUACAUAAAAGUCUCAAAGACCUUCCAUUGGAGAAGCCCAAGCCUUCAGUUGUACUCAAAGCAGAAGAUGUCAUAUCGAGUCUUGCAGCGUCAUUCAUAUUUGAAAAGUCAGAAGGGAACGUUGGCGAACCUUUACAAGUCCAGCUUGUGAUUACAUCAUCUGCUCAGCCAUCAUCUGGCCCCAUCAAGCUCUCCGAGGUCAAAGUUGUCUUUGAAGGCUGCCUUCGUCCGGUAAAGCUUCAAUCCGACCGUAACGCCGAUGCCGAUAUAACAACCCCCUGCGUCAUGUCAUCCCCCUCAUUACGCGAACCCAGCACAAAUUCUUCUUCCCUCCAGUCACCUACUAGCGGCUUAGGGUCGCUCAUCGGCAUUGCAGACUUGACCAUUGGUCCCUCCCAAACCAAAGUGUUCAAUUUAGCAUGCAUUCCCAGAGAAGCCGGAGAGGCUAGAGUAGCUUCGACCACUAUGUUAGUUGAGGAAGAGGCAUUUGAUCUUGCUUGUGUCACAACCGACCAAAGCCAACGGGAAACGUUCUGGUGGCAGCAGACUCAAAAGGGUGCAUCCAGAAGAAGGGUAGGCAAGGGUCGAGAUACCACUAGGUGCAAGAUUAUGCCCAAACCGCCAAAGAUACGAAUUACGACACCAGAUCUUAAGGAAACUUAUUAUACCAACGAGAGAAUUAUUCUGACGCUCGGCAUUCAUAACGACGAGGAUGAGGCCGCGGAUGUCUCAGCCGAGGCGAGAUUGUUUGGCCGUCCGGAGUCCGCGACUAAGAUUUUGUGGCUUGAUGAGGAGAAUAAUACAGACACACAUGAUUCUGGUCAGAGUUCUCCAACCGAGGGGGCUUCACACUUCGUCAAACGACCGCUUGGAAUCAUGGAGGCUUCCUCCAAGCAGGAGUUGGUGAUUGUGCUAGCAGAUACUAAUGAUGCUUCAGACUAUGAGAUUGAAAUCUCUGCCGUAUAUAAUCUAGUGUCAGACACUCAAACGCCCAUCAUCAAGACUGUGACAGCGGGCCUAUCGAUCAUUCGGCCCUUUGAAGCAAACUAUGAAUUUGUCCCCCGCCUUCAUCCGCACCCAUGGCCCGAUUUCUUCCAGGUCGAUGACGGGUUGAUCGGGGACGAAUCUGAUCACACGAAAUCUUGGGGGCUGCAGCAAAAAUGGUGCCUCAAUUCCAAGGUUGUCUCUUUUGCUCUGGAGCCUCUUGUUAUCGAGAAGAUGUCCUUGGUGUUGCUUGGACUCGGUGGCGGAGCGGUCUGUCAAAUUGGCCCAGAGAUGGUUGUCAACCCAGAUGCAGCUGAAAUAGGUCCUGAAGAGCUUCGAGAAUCCAAUUUCAUUCUGGACAUUCAAAAGGUCAUUCUGGGGGAUCGACGCCCUACCUCUCUUAAUAUGGCAUUGGACGUCCACUGGCGCCGUCGAGAUAACGGGGGCGCUACUUCUGAAUCUUCAGCCGACAGCUGUUCUGUGACCACCAGUCUUGCGAUUCCCCGUUUCGUGGUGCCUACUGGUGAACCUCGCGUGCUAGCCUCAGCAAGGCCCUCCGAAACUCUUUCCGGGCUGAUUCAUCUGAACUACACCCUGGAAAAUCCGUCAAUGCAUUUCCUCACCUUCAAUUUAACGAUGGAAGCAAGUGAGUAUUUUGCAUUUAGCGGUCCAAAGACGAUGGUCGUUCAACUUGUUCCAUUGAGUCGACACACAGUGCGAUACAACCUGUUGGCGUCGAAACGAGGCCUGUGGAUACAGCCUCAACUCGUUGUGGUGGACACUUAUUUCAAUAAGAACCUGCGGAUUCUCCCAACUGAGGAAAUGCGAUCCGACAAGAAAGGCAUAUUAGUAUGGGUUGAUGCUGAUGACUAGUUUACGGGUGAUAUGAAAACCCCCCCCUUCUCUCUCUCUCUCUCUCUCUGGUUUCAAAGAAGUACUAUAGUUCAAGGACAUGGUAUGAUCUGGAUACUGCAUGAAAUGUCCAAUGCUUUUUUUUUGACGGUAGACCAAGUAGAGCAGAUAUAUAUAUAAAUCAAUGCCUUCUUCUGUUC
Messenger RNA from Aspergillus wentii DTO 134E9, 4120 nucleotides. RefSeq lists its product as uncharacterized. The coding region runs from base 177 to 3941 and encodes 1254 amino acids. Lineage: Eukaryota; Fungi; Ascomycota; Eurotiomycetes; Eurotiales; Aspergillaceae. The record is from RefSeq and is a predicted model, not a curated record. The transcript is spliced from 4 exons.